This is a messenger RNA of Mus musculus (house mouse), 2775 nucleotides long. It is a transcript of the gene Nsg1, whose product is annotated as neuron specific gene family member 1. Gene Ontology annotation, cellular component: trans-Golgi network membrane; endoplasmic reticulum membrane; Golgi cisterna membrane. The transcript has 4 exons. Bases 739 to 1296 code for a protein of 185 amino acids. Gene Ontology annotation, biological process: positive regulation of receptor recycling; postsynaptic neurotransmitter receptor cycle; apoptotic process. Gene Ontology annotation, molecular function: ionotropic glutamate receptor binding; clathrin light chain binding; signaling receptor binding. NCBI's taxonomy places the organism in Eukaryota, Metazoa, Chordata, Mammalia, Rodentia, Muridae. The record is from RefSeq and is marked validated.
CGGGUAUUCCCUUAGUCGGGCAUUGGGAGUCUCAGGUUCUCCUUCCUCCGGUCGGGGAGCGCGCGGGGUCCCCGGGGGACCCCCACUGCAGUCGCGUGCUCCUUUGUGCGACCGAUCCGCGCGCGGGCGGCGCUGCGUCAAGGCGGAGGCGCAUCCGCGCGGCCCCACGCGCACUCCCGCGCGCGGCCCCCGGGAACGGCAGGAAGGAGGCGGCGCGCGGAGGCGGGAGGCACAGAACCCAAUCGCCGAUCCCCCGGCCGCGGCGCCGCCUCCGCCAUUGCUGUGCGCGGGAGCGGGCGACACUGAGCCUCGGAGCGCGCUUGGAGCCCAGAUCUUCCGGAGCCAGGCGUGGGGUGAGUGCGGGUGGCGAACGGGGAGGGCAGAGGAGCAUCUCUCAAGCAGAGGGCCGCGGGAGACCUGCAGGAGGCCAGUGCCACCCGACAGGGUACGCGUCCAGAAAGGCUGGGCACGGGUAGCGUCCCCUUACCCGGCCGUGAUGCGCCCUGCGGGAUGGGAGUCUAGAAAUGUUAGUCAAUACACAGCCUGAGACUCUGAUCUGGCUAGAUCGCCGCGUCCCUGCUACCUCUCUGGGGAGAUAAGGCGGGGACAGCGACCGCGGAGACAGCGGGUGGGUGUGCGGAGUCCUUCUGGCUGUGCCCCGCCCGGUCGGGCCACGGCUCGCCCUGACCCCCGCGCGGCCCUCCCUCCGCAGGCCGCAGCCUCGUGUCUUUCGCAACCAUGGUGAAGUUGGGGAAUAAUUUCGCAGAGAAGGGCACCAAGCAGCCACUGCUGGAGGAUGGCUUCGACACCAUUCCUUUGAUGACGCCCCUCGAUGUCAACCAGCUGCAGUUCCCACCCCCAGAUAAGGUCGUGGUGAAAACUAAGACUGAAUAUGAACCUGAUCGCAAAAAAGGAAAAGCACGUCCUCCCAAGAUAGCCGAGUUCACCGUCAGCAUCACCGAGGGUGUCACCGAGAGGUUUAAGGUCUCCGUGCUGGUCCUCUUUGCCCUGGCCUUCCUCACCUGUGUCGUCUUCCUGGUUGUCUACAAAGUGUACAAGUAUGACCGCGCCUGCCCUGAUGGGUUUGUCUUGAAGAACACCCAGUGCAUCCCAGAAGGCUUGGAGAGCUACUACACGGAGCAAGACUCCAGUGCCCGGGAGAAAUUUUACACUGUCAUAAACCACUACAACGUGGCCAAGCAGAGCAUCACCCGCUCCGUGUCGCCAUGGAUGUCAGUUCUGUCAGAAGAGAAGCUGUCGGAACAGGAGACCGAAGCUGCAGAGAAGUCAGCUUAGCGAGCAGGGCAGGUUCCUUACGAUGUGUCACUUGAAGGCAACAAGGGGACUUUGAGGGACAUUUCAUUAAAUAUAAUUACCGAUAAUUUAGAGAUUACUCAUUUACGGUGCAAUUGCUUCUGUUUGCUAAUGCUGCUUUGCAAAUUAAACUUGCUGCGGACCACCCACAGGCGUAAGAACAAGAGCAUCUCAGCAUUGCUUAGAGAGCUGGAUGCCACUGUCCACGCUGAGGAGUCUUCAUUUAGCUCCUUCCCUGGGAUUCACUGGAUACUGUCAAAAGGUAAUCUACACUGGCUAUGCCAGGGGUCUGGCCGUCAGAACAGCACAGCUGCUGGUUUCCUGUUUUCUUUUCUGCCCCUUUGCUAUCUGCAGACCUUACUCCAUAGCCAUAUCUAGAGUGAUCCCGUGCUUUUGCUGGUGGCAGUGCUGACUGUCAACAUGCACUGUUGAGCGGCGCAGAGAAGGGGACGUGGGCACCACGACGCAGCCCUGCCAGGCAAUUCUGGGAGGUUCUCUUUGGUAUGUCCCCUGAGCAGAGCACAAGGAUGGGGUGGGGAAGAGCUGGCUCUGGGCUAGGGGGUCGCCGAGCCUGUUUCUCUGUGGGUGGGCUGUCUGCUGGUAAUGUGCUAGGUAGGAAGAAAGCCCACUGGUUCUUUUCUUUCCUGUUAUGAAUAUAUUUGCACGUACAGCCCUGAAUGCAGGUGCAGUUUGGGUUUUUUGUUUUGUUUUGUUUUGUUUUAUUAGCCAGUGGGCAAAGUGAAAUGUAAUUUUGGGUAAGCCAGGGCUACUUUAGCUUUUCUUCUGUGAACAGAUGUGACUCCUGUGCUGUGGGAAGGGGCAGGACGGCUGGUGGGGGGGGCUGAUGUGGCACCUUGCAAAUAGAAUAUCUAAGUCCACAAUCUUUGUAAGAAAAGUAUGUUUAUGUUUCAAUCUGAAUCUUGACAUUAAAGUAUAUGUUUACAAAAUCACCAGUAGGUAAACUAAAUGUGUAAGACAAUUAAAUAGAAAAAGCUAUUCCUGAUUGUUUUCUUCCAUGUUCUCAGAAUGUGUUGUUUCUGGUGGGCAUGUCAGAAGUCUCGGCGUCCUUUAGUAGGUCAGAAAUAAAUGGCAAAUAGUCUGAGACCUUUGUGAACAAGCAUGGUGGCCACCAUCAGCUCCACUGCUGCUUCCUGAGGUGUGCUACUGAGACAACAUCAUGUAUUGUUGAGGUGUUCUAAAACAAAGGGCAUGAGCUCAGCACAGGGGGAGGGGCCACACAGUCACGAGCUUGAAGUGCAUUGGAAAGCUGCGAGGAAUGCGCAAAGAGCAAUACACAUGUGCCAAAACUUGUCUGUAGAGGGAUCCGACUCAUGGGCCGUGUGCGUGCAGUAGGCAGGCCCUCUGUGUUUUCUAACGUAGCCCUUUACCCACUGUGAACUCUCCCAAUGUAAUUUCUCAUUUUUACUCUACAAAUAAAGAGCUCGUGGGUACUUAAGCCGC